Messenger RNA from Lagopus leucura (white-tailed ptarmigan), 1648 nucleotides. RefSeq names its product carbonyl reductase 4 (gene CBR4). Gene Ontology annotation, biological process: fatty acid biosynthetic process. NCBI's taxonomy places the organism in Eukaryota, Metazoa, Chordata, Aves, Galliformes, Phasianidae. Gene Ontology annotation, molecular function: quinone binding; oxidoreductase activity, acting on the CH-OH group of donors, NAD or NADP as acceptor. The transcript is spliced from 5 exons. The coding region runs from base 13 to 726 and encodes 237 amino acids. The record is from RefSeq and is a predicted model, not a curated record.
AUUUUUUUUAGGAUGAGCAAGGUUUGUGCCAUUUUUGGAGGAUCCCGAGGAAUAGGAAAAGCUGUAGCAGAAUUAUUGGCACGGAAAGGCUGCCACCUGGCAAUUAUUGCUAGAAAUCUUGAAGUAGCCCAAAAUACUGCAUGCGGUCUUGGUGCUGGCCAUUUGGUACUUAGCUGUGAUAUAUCCAGAGAACAAGAAGUCCAACGCGCUUUUGAAGAGAUACAGAGGAAUUUAGGUCCUAUAAACUACUUGGUUAAUGCAGCUGGGAUCAACAGGGAUGGCUUGUUACUGAGAACCAAGACUGAAGAUAUGGUAUCCCAGAUUCACACAAACCUUUUGGGAACAAUGCUGACAUGUAAAGCUGCUGUAAAAAGUAUGAUUCAUCAUCAAGGAGGUGCUAUUGUUAAUAUAGGAAGUGUUGUAGGACUUAAAGGCAACUCUGGUCAAAGCAUAUACAGUGCUAGCAAAGCAGGAAUAGUUGGAUUUUCACGUUCUCUUGCUAAAGAAGUAGCAAGAAAGCAGAUUCGAGUCAACGUGGUUGCUCCAGGUUUUAUUCACACAGAGAUGACUGCUCAUUUGGAAGAAGACCAGCUGAAGAAAGCAAUUCCCCUUGGAAGAUUUGGAGACCCUCACGAAGUUGCACAAGCUGUUUUAUUUCUCCUGGAGUCCCCUUAUGUUACAGGCAGUACUCUAAUUGUGGAUGGCGGCUUGCAGCUUUUGAUUUAGACAUUACCUUGAAUAAAUACCUGCUUAAAUGUCAAGUGGGUAACAUAUACAUGCUAAUUAAGGAGGGGGAAAUUAGUCUAAGAUUCAUGUAUGCAAUUGACUUGAUAUUCUUUAAUCAGAUAAGUAAUUUGUUGCAGUAGAGUCCGACAGGUAUGCUUAGCUUCCUGAAAGAGUCCAUUUGGUUGUAUGAAGUUUGCAUAUGUAACAAUUCUAAAAAGGUCUGCCUUUGGUAUGGUGAUAGUUAUAAAUCACUUCCUGAUGCAUUUUUAAAGCACUGUUUUUAUCAAGACACGUUUUCCAGUUUGGAAACGGAGUAGAGAUUAUAAUCUGAAUUAUUGUCUUACACAAAGGUGAAUAAAAUGCUUAUUUGCUGCCAGUUACGAUUGCAGUUCUUCAUGUAUGUUGAAGACUGUGAACCACAUGGUUUUUUGAUUCUUAUCAGUCAGUCCCUACAAAGUGGCAAAGAGUUUCCUUUGUUUUUUUGUUUGUAGCAGGAACUCCAAAGGCAGAAGCUUCUUGGUCUCCAGAGCUCCUGAAUUGCCUUUACAAGGUGUAAUUAUAUGCCAUAUAUUUUUAUGGGAGCAAAAACUAUGCAGUUCCAUCCUUCAAUGUAUGUACAGUGAUUAAUUAAUUCAGUAGCACUUAAUUAGAUUAAAGGACCAUUAAAGGUCAGUAGAGUUGCUCAUUUUGUAAUUUUCUGAGUUCCAGCUGCACAGACACUGGUCACUGGUGAAUGGUGUGGUUGCAGGCCUUGCUGCGUGGAAGUCUUUCCACAGGCUCAGUGCAUGCUGAGAAGACAAGUAUUCCUUUUGAAGUGCAGAGUGGUGCUGUGUGUCUUCUUCUGCUCGGUCCAACUGUGUUAUGUUGACACUCUUUAACAUGUGUAUAUAUAGUCAAUAAAGUAGCCAUUUAUUUUACUGAA